This is a messenger RNA of Apis dorsata (giant honeybee), 1443 nucleotides long. RefSeq names its product adenylyltransferase and sulfurtransferase MOCS3 (gene Uba4). Gene Ontology annotation, biological process: protein urmylation; tRNA wobble position uridine thiolation. Bases 163 to 1443 code for a protein of 426 amino acids. Gene Ontology annotation, cellular component: cytoplasm; cytosol. Lineage: Eukaryota; Metazoa; Arthropoda; Insecta; Hymenoptera; Apidae. The transcript has 6 exons. Gene Ontology annotation, molecular function: URM1 activating enzyme activity; thiosulfate-cyanide sulfurtransferase activity; adenylyltransferase activity. The record is from RefSeq and is a predicted model, not a curated record.
ACCUUUCGAACAUCCAUCUUUUAAUAAAUAUUAAUAUAACCUAAUUAAAUCUUCGAUAAAAAAGAUUUAAAUUCAAUUUUUUUUUAAAGUUUUUUAUAGUAUAAUAAUAAUAUUCAAUUCAUUCAGUUUCGUUCAUUCAAUUCAUUUUAAAAACUUUAUUCUAUGAAAAUGAAUGAAAAAAAAUUGAUUGAUGAAAUUAUUGAAUUACGUGAAUUGUUACGCAUAAAAGAAGCUCAAUUAGCUGCUCUAAGGCGCGAAAGACAAAUUUUACAAGAUUAUGGCUUAAGUAAUGAAGAAAUAUUAAGAUAUAGUAGACAAAUUUUUUUGCCAGAAAUUGGCAUUAAAGGUCAAAUAAAAUUAAAAAAUAGUGCAAUAUUAAUCGUAGGAGCAGGUGGACUUGGAUGUCCUGCUGCAUUAUAUUUAGCAUCUGCUGGUGUUGGACAUAUUGGUAUUAUUGACUAUGAUGAUAUCGAGAUUAAUAAUCUUCAUAGACAAUUAUUAUAUACAGAAUCAAAUAUUGGAAUAUCAAAAGUAAAUGCUGCUGUAGAAACUCUUAAUCGUUUGAAUAGUACUAUUAAAGUUAUUCCGUACAAAAUUCAACUAGAUAGUAAUAAUGCUUUGGAUAUAAUAAAGUGUUAUGAUGUAAUAUUAGAUGCUACUGAUAAUGUAGCCACACGUUAUUUAUUGAAUGAUGCAUGUGUUCUAAAUAAUAAACCUCUGGUAUCUGGAUCAGCAUUAAAAUUUGAAGGUCAUUUAUCUGUUUUUAAUUAUAAUGGACCUUGCUAUAGAUGCAUAUUUCCUAAACCUCCUCCUCCAGAAACAGUAACAAAUUGUGGGGAUGGAGGUGUUUUUGGUCCAGCCGUUGGCACAAUUGGUAUCCUACAAGCAUUAGAAGCUCUUAAGAUUGUACUCGAUCUUCCGUGUAUACUAUCUGGUCAACUUCUAUUAUUUGAUGGACUAGAAACGAAGUUUCGCAAUAUCAGUUUACGUGCUAAAAAUGUAAACUGUGUCGUUUGCGGUGAUCAUCCAACUAUACACAAAUUAAUUGAUUAUGAACAAUUUUGUGGUGCAAAAGCAAAUGAUAAAAAUCCAAACUUAAAUUUAUUAAAAAAGGAAGAAAGAAUAAGUGUAGAAGAAUAUAACACAAUGAAAUUAGACGCGAAACCUCAUAUUUUAAUCGAUGUACGUUCAGCGGAAGAAUUUGAAAUUUGUCAUUUAAAGAAUUCUAUAAAUAUACCAUUGAAUGAUAUUAAUAAUGAUGAAAAAAUAAAUUUUAUAAAAAAUAAAAUACAAGAAAUGCAAAAAAAAUAUGAUAAAACUACUUUAUACAUUAUAUGUAGAAGAGGAAAUGAUUCACAAAAAGCUGUAAUAAAUCUUCAGACUGUGUUUAAAGAAAGUAAUUUAGAAAUAAAAGAUAUUAUUGGUGGCAUUGUAAAAUUGUAA